Miscanthus lutarioriparius is the source of this 1209-nucleotide messenger RNA. The record is from the annotation of a GenBank genome assembly. NCBI's taxonomy places the organism in Eukaryota, Viridiplantae, Streptophyta, Magnoliopsida, Poales, Poaceae.
AUGGCUGAUAGGAGCAAUUAUUUCCGUGUAGUUGAGGAAAGUACUCUAGCAGCGCAAGGUCACAAAGGUUUUGAACCUUCAUUCAUUUCUACUGCAAAUAUCAAUUUGUUGGAGGAAUUUCUUGUUUUUUGCAAAUCCAAGAAAAUGAAUGAGGCAAAUGGAGUCCCCCGAGAAGUUAAUGGAGUUUGUAAUGAUCAAGAUAAGGCUAAUGAUGAAUCAAUGGGAUUCAGGGAGAAGCUUACUAUGUAUUUUGGUGAUUUUUUGCCUGAAAAUAAUGCAAGUGAAUCCAAAGAAGCAAUUAAAUCUGGUGAUGGCAAUUCAAUGAAGAAUCCCAUUUUGGUCCUGGAUACUCCUUUAGCGAUGGCUCAUAGCAAUUCUCAAUCUAGGAAUGUUCCUAUUAUGAACAAGAAAGCUAAACUUGAAUCUCGUGCCAAUCAGUUGUUAAAUGCUCCUAAGGCAUGUCCUGAUGUUGAAGUUUUGGGUGCCCCAAGUGUCAGAGACCGUUGCAUGCAAUUAGGAAAGUUAACUGAUGGUCUAUAUAAUAGAAGAACUUUCGGUGCUAUGCGAGCCCCCCCAACAAUUGACGAAGAAAAGUUAACAGGGGUUAGCCCAGAAGUCAGUGUUGCUGUUAGUAGGCCUCAAGAUCAUAUUACAGGUGGACAUCGUUUUUCUAUAACUGACGAAGAAAAGUGUUUCUGUAAUAUUAUUUACAGACUAGCUCACAGCCAAUGGAGCUGUAUGAAGGCAGUUGAAUUUGCCAAGACCAAGACCAGUGUUACGUGUUGUUCUUCAGGUCAAUCUGUGCAACCUAUGGAUAAAGUCGACAAUUUUUUCGUUGAUGUUAUGUGUCGUAAAUUUUUUGAGGAUCAGCACCCAAGGCAGUCCAAGAAACAUUUCUUCUAUCCAAAAGUUGGGGGUUGUCUUUACACCUACAAUUGCGACUAUGACAUUGACACAGUGAAGAAUUGUUUUCUUGGAGCCAACUCUGCUUACAAGCUGCAUUUUGUUGAUUGUGGUAUAUAUGCUUUGAAGUUCAUGGAGUUAUGGGACAGAAACAUCGAUCUCACGCGCAUGAUUGACCAAUCUGAUAUCCCCAACAUACGGGUGAAGCUUGCAGUUGAUUUGUUCUUUAGCAAAGCAAACUGCAUUGAUAAAUCACUUGUACUAAACUUAUAUGAGCAGGGUGUUGAUCCUCGUGUCUGUACUUAG